Aricia agestis (brown argus) is the source of this 2818-nucleotide messenger RNA. It is a transcript of the gene casp, whose product is annotated as FAS-associated factor 1. The record is from RefSeq and is a predicted model, not a curated record. The coding region runs from base 120 to 2033 and encodes 637 amino acids. The transcript is spliced from 16 exons. NCBI's taxonomy places the organism in Eukaryota, Metazoa, Arthropoda, Insecta, Lepidoptera, Lycaenidae. Gene Ontology annotation, cellular component: nucleus; endoplasmic reticulum. Gene Ontology annotation, molecular function: ubiquitin binding.
AGUCCAUUCUAUUCUCAUUUUUCAUUAGUCAAUGGUCAAUGUUUGAAAGAGUGUGCAAGUGAUGUCUACAAUUUUAAAUGUCAUAUUAGAAGCAAAAUUUUAGCUCAGUUUUAUUCAGGAUGGCUGAAAACAGGGAAGAAAUACUUGCAAAUUUCCAGGGGAUAACCAACAUUGAAGAUGUGGCUGAGGCUAUCUUCCACUUGGAGGAGUCUAAUUGGGAUCUCCUGACAGCAAUAAACCGAGUGAUGCCGCAGGACGGCAACAGCUCAGUGUCGCAGUCCACCGACACUCACGACGUGGAGAUGAUUGAUGACGACAUAUCUGUGAUAACACCAAAAACACACCCACCCGAUAGAGAAGACAGUAAUAUAGCUUCAACAUCAUCACCCAGAAACAAUGUCCCGAACCUCGUAGAACUACAAGUUCACCACAACAAUAAGAUACAUCCAAUCAAAAUGUCUGGCAUGGCUACAGUCAGUGAUCUCAAAAAACGUCUGGAGAUGGUGUGCGGAGUCCCAGUAUGCAGGCAGCAGAUCUCCGGGAUGGGAGGUUCCCGGGCCACCGCUUCAGCCCCGCUGUCCAGCCUGGGGCUGCCACGCGACGCCGUGCUGCGGCUGAAGGCGGCUGACACUGUGAUGGCUGAUGACGAGGUGGCGGAGCGGCUGACGACGACGUACACGCUGCGAGUGCGACACGAAGAGCGCGACUACACGCUGAAGUUCCCCGGCACUAAGACUGUCCGAGAGGUCAAGGGUGAUCUGUUCACGCUCACCGACAUACCUGUCAGACAUCAGGUGUGGACAGGAUGGCCGUCAGUCCAGGGUCUGGACGACACUGUGUUGGCGAUGGUGGGUCUGGAGCAGCCGCAACACGAACUCACAGUACGCCGCGCGCCCGCCAAGCAGAAGGAGUACAAACGGAUAGUCGUAGAGAGUUCGGACAGCGAGAACAGCUCGGUGGAGGAGGUGGAGGACGCCGACUUCCCCGUGGAGGAGGACAUAUUCGUGGACGUGCCCGCCGAGCGCCUACAGCCACUCAUGUCAGAAAACGUAGAAGACGAGGCGCUAGGAUGUAUAGAAUUUGCUCAACGGUUCAAACAGCGGUACGGACCUAACACACCAAAUUUCUUCGAGGGAACUCUACAGGAUGCUAUCAAGGAGUCGUGUUUAAAACCAGCUAAAGAGCGUCGUCUCCUCGGCGUAUACCUCCACCACGAGCGCUCGGUGCUGUCGAACGUGUUCUGCGCACAGCUGCUGGGCUGCGACGCCGUACUGCACACGCUCGCCGACGGCUUUCUUCUCUACGGCUGGGACAUGACCGACUCCAGAAACGCCGACCUACUGCUAGCGUCCGUGGCGACGGCGCUAGGCCCCGUGGCGAGUAUGACGAUCCGCAGCAUCCCCGUGGAGCGGCUGCCCGCACUCGUCAUCAUCAUGCGGGUGCGGUCCAACACGGAGAUAUAUUCGGUUAUUAAUGGCAACGUGGGCGUGUCGGAGCUGGUGGCGGGCUUGGCGGAGGCGGCGGAGCGGUUCGCGGCGCGGCGGGCGGAGGACGCGCGCGUCGAGCGCGAGCGGGACGCCCGGCAGCGAGUCAAGCGCGAGCAGGACGAGGCGUACCAGCGGAGCCUCGAGGCCGACAGAGCAAAAGAUGAAAUUAAGAAGCAACAAGAAUUAGAAAAAACACAGGAAAUAGAGCGGGCAGAGUCAGAGAGAAUACAGGAGGAGGCGAGAAAAGAGGCGCUACGUGCGGGCGCGGCGGCGCGCGUGCCCACGGAGCCGGCGGCGGGAGCGGACGCGGCGCGGAUCCGCGUGCGUCUGCCGCCGCCGCACCACGAGUGCAUCGAGCGACGGUUUCGACCCACUGACACGCUCACGGCGUUGCUGGACUUUUUGGCGUCGAAAGGUUAUCCGCAGGAGAAUUACAAAGUCAUUUCUAGCUGGCCUAGAAGAGAUCUCACAGCGGAGCCGCACAGCAGCACGCUGCAGGCGCUCAAGCUGUACCCUCAGGAGACCAUCGUGCUCGAGGAGCGGUGAAUGUGCCCCGCUCGCCCCUAAAACGCGCAGAGAAAACAUCCGCCAUUGUGAUACAGGUACCGCGUACCUGUCAUCUCAACCUGUCAAUGUCACUGUCAGUGGUGUUUUUUUUAAUCGAAAUUGCACAAUGCAAAGGAAUAUUUUUGUGAUGUCAAAGAGUCGUGGUCGUUUGUGUUUGAAUUCGUGUCUAAGCGCGCUGAAAUCUAAAUUUCGUGAGCAUUUUGUAUAUUUUGCUGUAUAUAAAUAAUAUAAACGCCAUCUUCGUUUGAAUCAAAAAUAUUUUUGUAAUACAUAAUAUAAUUAAGCAGCAUCGCCAUCUCUUUUGCGAUACGAGUCAACCUUAUGAUACCUACCUGACUGUAUCGAAUAUGAUGUAACUGUAACAGACUUAUACCUCGUUUAUUAUCCGUACUAUUAUAGUAAAACGCUAUAAUAGUAGUAUAAUUUAACAUAGAUGCACCACAUAAAAAUAUUUUAAGGAUAGCACUAUUUUCAUAAACCUUUCAACAUUUAUUUUUCGAAGUACUUUCAUAUAGGGGGUUUAAAAAACACAUAUGUUAAACUACAGAUUAAAAGUUUGGUUUAUUUAUUAGCGUAGUUCUAUUAUUUAAAAUUUAUAUGAUACAAAGGGCAUAAUAAUGUUAAGUUAUAAAUUUUCUUAUGGGCCCUCACAUAAUAAUAUGAAUGAAUAGACAGCGUUGCUUAGUCCUAUAUGUCGGUUCCUCCAUACAGAAUGUAGGCGACCCUAAAGCAUUUUUGAAUUAUUACUUGAUUACAAAAUAAUU